AGUCGUCGUGAAAAAUAGUAUACGAGUACGAUUCGUAGCUUGCUGCAGUUUCUGCUACAAAUAGUGUAGCGUAGACAUCUCCUCGUAACGUCGUUGUUUCCGGCCCCCAGUCCAGUGCAGGUAGACGAUAGAUAGACAUAGUACUAGUAGAGCGUGCAAGGGGAUUUCGACUCAUUGACAUGAUGGGCCAGAGGCCACUUUCUUUUGUUUGCUGAAACAGUGAAAGGAACGGACGGUAUCGUAAUAAUUUCGGUGGCUUUCUUCAUGACAUGUGCAUUGAGUCUCUGCUUACUUUUUCAAAGUUGCUUCAGCACUGAGAACAGAUUCAGUGCAAGUAGUGACUAAGUCUAAGUCCAUUGGGCUAUGCACCCUUGACUCUUGCCUUGAUAACAGUCCGACUCAUACUUAUACUGAGACCAUUGUGAAACAUUAUUCAUUGUGAACAAACUGACAGCGACCAACGACCUCACUUUUGAAGGAUUCUGUAGCUGUGCCACCUCGACCUGAGCCAGGAUUGCGACUGCCAAGUUUGGAUAUCAUCCAUCGUUUGCGUCGGUGCAUCCCGUACGACUUUGCGCGUCUUCCUGUGUCCAUAUCAGGCAUUUGUGUGGAUUUCAAGUGGAAUAACUGGCAAGGCUGCAAAGUGUAUUCUGUGCAGAGCUGGAGGUCGAGUACGAUUAUAUCCCCGGCCAAACUGGAUCCACGUGGAGCUGCUAUUCUGGUUGCCAGGAAUAGAGAUCCUCUCCGUCUUGUGCUGUGGUCGAUGCAGGACCUCCUUCAACUCGAGACCCCUUAGGGCCAGUCACAUUGUCUGGUCAGUCAUCAAGGAAUUCGUAGCUAUAAUCCUCAAUCUGGGCAGCAUCCUGGUGGGAAUCCGAUCCGAUGGGGCGACAGAAUGAAUAUAACAGGGUGUCAAACGAAGAUGACGAUGAUAUGGAGGUUGUGUCUGUGGACAGUCUUCCCAGUCCUAUUUUACGACCUGAUAACCAGGAAAACAGUAGUGUUACUGCUGUGACAGGGCUCGUUAUGGAGCAGGAAGAUUCAAGCAGCGUGGACACGAGCUGUGGAGACACGGUAGACCAGUACUGGUCGGAGCAGAAGGGCCUCUCCUGGCUGAUGGCGCUGUGUGUGCGCAGGUUGUGCUCCGGCUCUGGCCUCGGUGCUCUCGCCGUGCUGAUUCUGUUCUGCGUGCUGGGAUUGUCAUUAUUUCUCGCCGCUCUGUUGGCGUACCCGAUAAAGCUGGAGAUGUCGUUGUCGUCAUUUCAGAUACCGGAUCACGAGGUGUACACGAGAGAGGAUGCGUUCGAGACAGCUCUUGGCUCGACGCCGUCCACACAGAACACCAACUUUGGCAGUAACUCUCGGCGACGCCGCAGUGCACCCUCCUCGUACAUCUACAAUGGAUACAACAGCCUGCCGAAUGCGGUAGAUUUCCACGAGCGGGUGCAUAAUCGUUGGAAGAUCAACCUGGUGUACCGGACUCGCGAUGGCAGCAACAUCCUGCAGCGUGAUCACAUUGAGCGUAUUCACAACAUCGAGAAGCAAAUUGAGGCACACCCACGCUACACCGAGUUCUGCUGGCUGGAUUGGGAAAACAGCGGCAAUCAGUUGUACUUGUCGCAGUAUCCGCCCGACAAGAGCUACUGCUACCCGCUCAAUUCUCUCCUGACGUACUUUUACUGGCCGGACGGCCGCACGGAUGUGCUGCGUUACAACGGUUCAGUGGAGUCUAUCAUCCGCCGUUCGUACUCGUACUCGGGCUUCUUCUGGUAUCUGGAUACGACUUUCUCGGCCCAGAACCUGGAGAGCAAGCUGAUGCGUUCUCAGAUCAUCAUCGGCUCGCCGCUUCACCAGCACCAGAGCAACGAGGACGAUCACCAGCGCGCUAAGGCGUACAUCGUCAGCUUGAUUCCUUUCCUGGCUAGUCUCUCUGACAGUAAAAUCCAAGUGCUGUACGGAUCACCGGAUAUCUACGACUAUCAAGUCAUCACCGCGGUGUACCACGACAUCCGCCUGUCCAUCAUCUCCAUCGUUCUCAUCACACUGUUUGUCUUCAUUCUGACGUCCUUCUCGCCGUUCCUGACGUUCAUCUGUAUCGAGGCCGUGGCCAUGAGCCUGCCGCUGGCGUAUUUCGUAUACAGAGUGUUGGCCGGUGUCAGCUCAUUUGGCCUGCUCAACAUCCUGUCGUUGUUUGUCAUUACCGGCAUUGGCGUCGACGACGGCUUCAUGUUCAUCAACACUUUCCGGCAGGCACCGCACCGGACUCAUGGCGAUCUCUCCGUGCGAGUUCACUACACGCUGCACACCGCCGGAAAGGCGACUCUCUUCACGUCAGCCACCACCGCUGCUGCAUUCUUUGGCAACAUGGCGUCAGGGAUACCAGCCGUGCACAACUUUGGCCUGUUCAUGGGUCUAGUGGUGGUGAUGUGUUACCUCACCGUUCUAGUUCAGAUGCCCAUUGCUCUCUUCCUGUGGCAAAAAUACUCGGCGUGUCGCAAAUCCUGCGUUCCCGACUGUGGCAAGUGCAUGGGCAAGCAGACGAGACGUAUCGGGAACUCGCGAGGCAACGAUGACGUCCAACUCAUGUCGGUGGCGUUUGUCAACGAACGCAGCGGUAAUAGUACGGUGCAUAUGGGUAGUGGGCAUUCAUCUACUGAUUCGUCUCUACUGACCGUGUCACAGGCAACCUCCCAGCAGUCCAUAUCUUCGGAGGGUGUGGCUCCAGAGGACACCGCUAGCGGAUGGCUGACCACUAAAAUGUCAGCUGGCAUCAAGCGCUUCAUUGCCAAGCCCGUCAUUCGAUUCCGUGGUGUCGUUGUUAUCCUGUUCGUUAUUGUCUUUGCCGUCUCUGUCGGUCUUGUGACGCGUCUGAGAACAGCAGAGAAGCCACCGCAGUUUUUCCCAUCCGACAGCAACCUACAGCAGUUUAUUGAUCUUAGUUACAACACUUCGGAGAUGAAUGUAGACUGCAAUACAUGCUCAGCUAGUUUUCAUCAUGUUAUUGAGCCACCGCCAGCUCCCCCGACAACGCAGCCCGCACCCACCACUGAGGGGCAGCCACCGACGCAGCCUACCAGGUCCACGGCGCAACCCCCGCCAGUUGUGACCACCGCUCCUGUCGUCCCAGGAGAGACUACGCAUUCGCUGCCCGAGACCACCGCACCUCCGGUUGCAGUUGUGACUCAGCAACCUACCUUUCCCACUGAUGCACCACCGCCUCCCCAACCGCCGACCACCCAACGGCCAUUUGUACCGCACACUGCACCGCCAGUUAUUAAAACCCUCCCGCCGAAGGAAGUCCCAACGGAUCCGCCAUCCAACGAUCCAUGCAAGAAUGGCGAUGAAACAGCAUGUCCAACUCAUGUCAAGCCAGUGGCACUCGGCAGCUCUGCCAAUGUUUACAUUGUAUUUGGCAUCAAGUCACUGAUUCGCAACAGUGAUGCAGCCAAGCAUGUGAUUCGCUCCAGCAACGAUGCAAAGGACACCGUGGUGUACGAUCCGAGCUUUGCGCACGCGCUGUCCAACGUCAUAACGGCAACACCGCUGGUAUCGGACCUGUGCCGCAUCUGCCUGGCCGCCAUUGAGCCUCACCGGGGCCUGGUGAAGCAGACAUCAGAUGCUUACGAGUGCAUACCCAAGAGAGGCUUGCCGCAGUCGAUUGCUUUAGUUGUGAAGGGUUUGCCGUACUGUAAUGACCCCAGGAUUGCGAACCAGCAAACGUCCACCGUGCGCGCAGUGGCUAGUCAGAAUCUGUCCUCCCUCAACUGGUUUGCCAUGGCAUUCAAAUCGAAUGUCUUCGAAGGCGGUAGUAGCUUUGGUGCGCGUGCAGAUUAUGAAAAGUGGGAUGCUUUCAUGGCGGAGGUUCACCGAAACUACUCGUCGCCUGCAAUACAGUCAUCGUACCAGACAAGUGAAUACUGGAAACAGGUGUUCCUGGAGGUGGUAGCUGUUACCAGUGCUCUGUACAGCAUUGGCCUGUCAGCGCUGAGCUGUUUGGUGUUCGUAGCAAUAUUCACCGGCUGCCCUCUUCUGACAAUGGUGACGCUUAGUACGGUGGCCGGCAUUGCUUCCUUCGUUCUCGCCUUCUUCUACAUGCUCGGAUGGAAACUUGGUGCUGUGGAGGCCAUCUCCAUGUCCAUCCUCAUUGGCACAGCCGUAGAUUACUGUGUGCACCUGGUGGAGGGAUACUUGAUUGCACGCCACCGUUUGAAGGGCCUGGACCGCAUCUCCAAGUCGUUGCCGUGGAUGAGCAGAGUGCGCGCACACAUUGCACAGGCAUGCCAGCGAGUACAAUGGUCGCUGUCUCACGUCGGUAUCUCCAUCGUCAGUUCGGCGCUGACAACGCUGUUUGCCUCGCUGCCACUGUGCUUUGCGCAGAUCCAGCUGCUAGCCCGCUUUGGUCAGAUCAUGUUCAUCAACACGUUUGCGUCGAUCGUGCUGACGUCGACGGCGUGCUGCGCGCUGCUCUGCUUCCAGCCGCAGUGGCGCUUCCCGGGCACUUGGCUGGGCUCUGCCGGUGGCGCCAUCGCCAGCGCGCUCUUCUGCGGCGCUCUCAUGCUGCUGCUCUACAUCGUGCACGCCGCGGGCCACGUAGACAUUCCCGCGCCGGACGGUUCGAGCCUCUUCUGAGCGCCAUGCCAGCCAGCACUCUUGAUUGAUUCUCCAAUUUGUACAUAGAAUCUGAUGUGAUUUCAGUCCCGGUAAGACAUACCUAGCAAGUUCUAGUUAUCUACAUAGCCUUCUUUUUUAGAGUUUUUUUUCUCACUAUAACAGCAACGCAGUAUUUAAGUUCAGAACUGGUCUAAGUGGAUACACUCUGUGAUUACAUAUUUAAAGCAAAGACUUACGCAGGCGUAUGCUUUUAACAUCUGGUUUUCUUGUGUUUGUUAUUUUCUCAAUCGAGUUUUGUUAACUGCUUUUCGUCCCCCCCCCCUUUUUUUUUUUAAUGAAAUCGUUCUGCGUUGCCUUGCUGCUUCUGAAGCAGGCUCAAUUUUUCGUUGACUGCCACCAAUAAGCUAACAAUGUACACCAGCGUGUGUCAUGGUUGGCACUUCGUUUUCUGCCGGUGCUUUCCGUUUUUAGUUUUCUUGACCGUUCUGAUCACCGCCUCCUAACCUAUACACCCGUGCACUCACCCAUCAGUUUUGAUCUUCAUCUAACUUAUCUAUGUCCUCACCAGCCAAUGUCUGUGUACUUGCGUAUCUGGAGGUCAACUCAUUCGGUUUUUUUCUGCUUUUCUUUCUUUUUCCUUUUUAACCAUAGCUUCUGCCUGUAAGAGCGCACUUCUGCCACCGGCACUGCCAUUGAUGGCAAGUACUGGAAUUCAGUACAUGAUAAUUAUGCUGCCCCUAUUAGUUUUUUAGUUUUUCUUUUAGCAUCUUGCCGCCUAGUAACCUAGUACUACCUGUAAAGUGUGUGAGCGUUGUCGCCCAUGAUGUUGAGUGUAAUGGAGUAGUGAAUAGUUACUUUUACCUGCCAAUUACGGGCCCUUCACAACACACUUGCCCUUGCGGCCCGAACGGAUCAUUCUUUGUUGAUCACCGGCUCGGUAGAUUUUCAUGGAAAAUUUUCUUUCUGACGCCAGUGUCGAUCUAUUCUCGUAUUUUCGAGUUAGUUUUGCAUUCCCGGUGUUGUAAUUCUUUCUACAUUUA
Sycon ciliatum is the source of this 5651-nucleotide messenger RNA. Its product is annotated as protein dispatched homolog 3-like. The transcript is spliced from 10 exons. Bases 883 to 4629 code for a protein of 1248 amino acids. Lineage: Eukaryota; Metazoa; Porifera; Calcarea; Leucosolenida; Sycettidae. The record is from RefSeq and is a predicted model, not a curated record. Gene Ontology annotation, cellular component: cytoplasm; membrane.